Molecule: messenger RNA, 5328 nt
Organism: Alosa sapidissima (American shad)
Lineage: Eukaryota; Metazoa; Chordata; Actinopteri; Clupeiformes; Clupeidae
Product: diacylglycerol kinase delta
Exons: 29
Coding region: 485-3934 (1149 amino acids)
Biological process (GO): intracellular signal transduction; lipid phosphorylation; diacylglycerol metabolic process
Molecular function (GO): ATP-dependent diacylglycerol kinase activity; protein binding
Source: RefSeq, a predicted model, not a curated record
UCUCUCUCUCUUUCUCUCUCUCUUCAAUAGUAGAGGCGUGUCUUCUGUUAACAGCCUCAGUGAACAAGGAAGUUGUGUCUUCAGUAGUGAGCUCUGUGUGUGUAAGCAUCGACUGGCUACCGUGACAGCAGAUACCCGUGCAGUGUGUGUAUGUGUUUGUGUGUGUGUGUGUGUGUGUGUAUGUGUGUUUGUGUUUGGACAGUCUCUCGGAUACUGGUAUUGGCAAACAUUUAUGUGACUUCACACACACACACUUUUGUGUGUUUGUGUUACAGCUAGCUACGCUUUGAUUGUGUGUGGUUUGUGUGUGUGUGUGUAUGUGUGUGUGUGUGAGUGUGUGUGUGCGUAUCUGUGUGUGGUAAGUGCUUGAGUGGAAAGGCUUCAGUGGCGAAGACGCACACAUGCGUCUGUCUGUCUGUCUGACAGUGCCUUUGUGUGUGUAUGUGAGUGUGUAAUUGUGUGUGUGUGUGAGAGAGAGAGUGUCAUGCCUCAGCGAUGCCCCUUCGGGGGCUGCUGUCUGGCCCCGCUGCUGUUUGGAUGUGGCCCCUGGGGCCGGGAGGGGGACUCGGGGCCCCUGAGUGACGAGGACUACCUGGAGAGGAGCUCGAGCAGCUCAGUGACCCUGGGCACCACCGAUGCGGAGGACAGAGCCACACACAGGCUCAAGCAGCAGGAGAAAAGUGUGAAGGAGGGCCUGCUGUUGAAACAGACCAGCUCCUUCCAGAGAUGGAAGAGGAGGUACUUCAAGCUCAGAGGAAGGACCCUCUACUAUGCCAAAGACGCCAAGUCCCUCAUAUUCGAUGAGGUGGACCUGUCAGAUGCCAGUGUUGCCGAGACCAGCACCAAGAAUGUCAACAACAGUUUCACGGUGAUCACUCCCUUCAGGAAGUUGAUGCUGUGCGCUGAGAACCGCAAGGAGAUGGAGGACUGGAUCAGUGCUCUCAAAUCAGUGCAAAAGUGGGAGACCUAUGAGGCCAGUCAGUUCAACAUGGAGCACUUCUCGGGGCUGCAUAACUGGUAUGCCUGCUCCCAUGCCCGGCCCACGUUCUGUAACGUGUGCAGAGACGCGCUGCCCGGAGUGACCUCCCACGGCCUGUCCUGUGAAGUGUGUAAGUUUAAAGCCCACAAGCGAUGCGCCAUCAGGUCUACCAACACCUGCAAAUGGACCACACUGGCUUCCAUAGGAAAUGACAUCAUUGAGGAUGAAGAUGGGGUGUCCAUGCCUCACCAGUGGCUGGAAGGGAACUUGCCGGUCAGUGCCAAGUGUGUAGUGUGUGACCGUAACUGCGGGAGUGUCCGCCGCCUUCAAGACUGGCGCUGUCUCUGGUGCAAAGCCAUCGUGCAUAACAGCUGUAAGGAGCUGCUGGGGAAGCAGUGCCCCCUGGGCCAGAGCAGAGUGUCCAUCCUACCGCCCACCGCUCUCAACAGCAUUGAUUCUGACGGCUUCUGGAAGGCCGGUAGUCCAGCCUGCUCCAGCCCAUUGCUGGUCCUGGUCAACUCUAAGAGCGGAGACAACCAGGGGGUCAAGUUCCUGCGCAAGUUCAAACAGCUGCUGAACCCCGCCCAGGUGUUCGACCUGAUGAACGGAGGACCGCAGCUCGGAUUGCGACUCUUCCAGAAGUUUGUGACGUUCCGUGUCAUAGUAUGUGGGGGAGACGGAAGUGUUGGGUGGGUUCUUUCUGAACUGGACAAACUAGGACUCCAUAAACAGUGCCAGCUGGGAGUCCUUCCCCUGGGCACUGGGAAUGACCUGGCCCGCGUGCUGGGCUGGGGCGGCCUGUGUGACGACGACGCCCAGCUGCUGCAGAUCCUGGAGAAGCUGGAGAGGGCCACCACCAAGAUGCUGGACAGGUGGAGUAUAAUGACCUAUGAGGUGCCCACUAAGAAUGCCCCAGCCAUAGUAAAGGAGGACGACCCUCAGGAGACUCCUCUACAGGUCCAGAUGACGCAGUAUGCAGACUCCGUGGUCUCUCACCUCACCAAAAUACUGGACUCAGACAAGCACAGUGAUGUCAUUUCCUCCGCCAAGUUUCUGUGUGGGACGGUGAAUGACUUUGUGGCGGAGGUGGGCAAAGCCUAUGAGCAGGCAGCAGAGAAUCGUGAGGAGGCGGACGCCAUGGCUAAAAAGUGUGCCAUGCUGAAUGAGAAGCUGGACUUGCUGGUGAAGGCCCUGAGCGAGGAGGCCGAUGCCCAGCUGGUGCCCACGGGCUCCAUGUCACCACGCUCCGAGGGCGAGGACGCGGACGGUGGCCACUCCUCCUCGGGCGACUCGCCCGGCGACGGCCCUGGGGUGCCCCGACCCUUCAGGAGCCGCGAGCAGCUGAUGCUCAGGGCCAACAGCCUGAAAAAGGCCCUGCGCCAGAUCAUCGAGCAGGCCGAGAAAGUGGUGGACGAGCAGAACAGGCACACCCAGGUGCAGCGCAUGUCCUCCUGCUCCUCCAUCAAGCGGCAGGGCAGCGAGGAACUCAAGGAGGCCGACACGCGUCAGGGCUGCAUGAGUCCCACCUUUCCGACGCCCAUCACCCUGGAGAAGUCGGAGAGCUUCAGUGCUGUGUCCUUCUCCGAGGACUCUGUACUCUGCACUGAGAAGUGUGUGAUGAACAACUACUUUGGGAUCGGGCUGGAUGCCAAAAUCUCCCUGGAGUUCAACAACAAGAGGGAUGAGCACCCCAAAAAGUGCAGCAGUCGCACUAAAAACAUGAUGUGGUACGGCGUCCUGGGGACCAAAGAACUGGUGCAGAAGACCUACAAGAAUCUGGAACAGAGAGUUCAGUUGGAGUGUGAUGGAGUGGCCAUGUCCUUGCCCAGUCUUCAGGGUCUGGCUGUGUUGAACAUCCCCAGCUAUGCAGGGGGCAUCAACUUUUGGGGUGGCACCAAGGAGGACAACAAUUUCGGAGCGCCGUCGUUUGAUGAUAAGAAGCUAGAGGUGGUGGCCGUGUUCGGAAGCAUGCAGAUGGCCGUGUCUCGGGUCAUCAACCUACAGCACCACCGCAUCGCACAGUGUCGGCAGGUGAAGAUCACGAUCCUGGGUGAUGAAGGCGUACCUGUGCAGGUGGAUGGGGAGGCCUGGAUUCAGCCCCCUGGGAUCGUCAACAUCGUCCACAAGAACCGCGCCCAGAUGCUCACCAGAGACAGGAACUUUGAGAGCACGCUGAAGUCGUGGGAGGACAAGAAGAAGGGCGACAGCUACGGCUCGGCUCGGCCACGCCUCAAUUCCCAGCAGUCCAUGGAGUACCUCAGCGAGGAGGAGUGCGCCCAGGUGCAGCAGCUCGGCAUCGUGGCCGACACACUCAUCAACAGGAUACGCGAGGCAGCUAAGAGCCAUAAGGUGGUGGAGCAGGAGCUGGCCCAUGCGGUCAACGCCACGGCCCUGGCCCUCACAGAGGGCUUCCCAUCCAAACCAUCCAGCCCAGAGUGUCUGAGUCGCAGCGCAGCAGUGGAGAUUGUCAACACCAGCAAGGUGCUCCAGCAGGAGACCCGGACGCUUCUGGAGGGGAAACUACUGCAGCUGGAGUCGUCUCAGGAUCAGGAGCUGCGCUCCACCCUCAACAGCCUCGGAGCCGAGCUCCUCAAACUGGAGGACAUCCACUGGAUCUGUCCCAGCAUACACUGCGCUGAAGAGGAGGCCUCCAGGGGAGGUGGCAAGAGCAGUAUAAAGCUGAAGAUCAUGCCCAAGGCCAAGAAGGAGAGAGAGAAGCUCCACAAGCAGAAGUCCAACAGCUCCCUCUCAGCAGAGAGGUGGGACUCAGUGGAGGUAGCUGAUUGGCUGGAUGCGCUGGGGUUAGGGGAGUACAAAGAGAGGUUUCAGCACAUCCAGAGCUGGCAGCAGCUGGCGCAGCUUCAGAGGCAAGACCUUAAGGAUCUUGGGAUUUCAAAAGUGGGCCAUGUGAGGCGGAUUCUGCAGGCAAUUAAGGAUCUGGGAGAGCCGCUUUAACGCUGGGGCCGCUUUGACCUCACACCCAGCAGGUGGCGCUGUUGAUGCCGGACGCAAGGGAGGACAGGGAACGCGUCAACCAUCCCCUGCUCACCUUUUCUCCAACAAAGAGUGGGGAGCUACUGCUAUCAAGUCCUGCUAUCGUCCCUGAAUUGCAUAGCAUUGCAUUGCAUCGACGUUGUGGUCACAUUCGUUUGCCGUUUCGUUUUUUGCCCUGCAGAUGUGCGUUUGAUUGCCUCGAGCGUGGGCAAAGAUUACCAGUCAGUGGAGGAAGGGGGGGAACCCCCCCCCCCCAAAGCCAUCUAGUCGUCUUUAUUUCUCUCUUUUUUCCGCUCGCUUGUAUUUCUGCUUCUCACCUGACUUAGUAUGUUUACUUAAGAUUCCUUGCAUGAAGUUACACAUUUUUUUGGUACUCAAAUAACAAUGUUACACUCUCUAUCUCUCUCUCUCUUUUUCUCUGUAUUACUCAUCAGAAGCCAUGGGACAAUUUAUUUCCUCCUCUUGAAAAAUCUCAGACUUCUUACUUUCUUCCUUUUGCCAAUAAGAACAAAAAAACUGUAAGAUUUCAAUGUCUGUGGAAAAAGAAACAAACCAACCAACAAAAAAAAAAAAAAUUCACGCACACACACAUAGUCUUGAAUGUAACCUUUGGACUUUGAUUAUGGCUGGGCUCUAUGUAGACCUAUUGAGUACUAUUUAAUCCCCUUUAGAAGAUCAAUGUCCUUGCAUGCCUUCCAGUGCUGCUGUCUGUGUGGACUAAACGCAGUAAGAUUUUAAUACCGCUCCCAUUCUUUCUGAAAAGAGACUUGAAAAAACUCUUAUUUUUCUGCUGGAUGGCUGUUGUUCCAGUAGCUUCAGUGAUGUAAAGUACAUUUGUGCCAAUUUCAUUUUGAGUGCAGUGGUUUAACUUACAAGUGAGCUAUUUUUUUUCAUAGAGAUUUUUUCCUUUGUGUGUGUGUGUGUGCACGUGUGUGCGUGCGUGUGUGUGUGUGUGCGUGUGGGUGUGUGUGUGCAAACAGAUGCUGUACAUCACGCAUUUCAAAAUGAUUUUAUCUUGCCUUGCACUUUAAGAAAAAAGGAGUUACUUAAAUGCAAAAAUUUUUAUGUGUGGUACAAAUAUCCUGUAAUAUGUUUUUAUAAAUGUAAUAAUAGAUUAAGGACCCCCACCCUCUGUAUUUAUGGCAAAUCUGUAAAAGGAAUUGUGAAAACGUACACAUUAUAUAUAUAUAUAUAUAUAUAUAUAUAUAUGAAACAUAUAGUAUAACAUAAAUGAAUGUGAAGAUAUAUACAGAUGUAUCUCUUGAAAGGGUUGUGUGCUCCCCUUCCCUGUGUUGAGUUUCCUGGAAGCUUGAUCUUCUCCAAAGUGAACUAAAAACAUAGACCUUGAUAUUGCG